AUGGAUUCAGGCAGCUUACCGCCAGACGCGGUGCGGGUCCUGCUCACCGGCUUUGGCCCUUCCUUUUUGUAUGAUGAGAAUCCGUCAUGGCUCGCGGCGAAGCCCCUCAACGACCAUGCCUUCCCCCUCCCACCCACUCCCGACCUCAACCCGCACCUCCCGAAACCUGUUCCGUUCGACCGCCCCCGUCUCGUCCAUAUCACCUCCGUCUGUCUUCCAGCAACGUACCAGGCCGUCCUCGACAUCGCACCCGGUUUUCACGCCCAGCCGCCCAUACUCCCUCCAGACGAAGACCCGGCCCAUCGAUGCGAACCCCCGCCGGACGACGGCUACGACUUUAUCUUCCAUCUCGGUCAAGCCGGACGCGGCGUCCUCCGUCUCGAACGCGUCGCGCAUAGGACUGGAUAUAGGCUGAAGGACAAGUUGGGAGAGCAUGCGCCGUUGUGCGAGACCCAUAUGGAGCACAUUCCCGAACCGCCGAAGAGGGGGUUCGACAAGGGCUACGACAACUUUGCGGACGACAUACACACCGCCAUCCAUGUAGAGAAACUCGUGUCGGACAUGAAGCUCGAAGACAUACCCUACAUGUACUCCUCCCUCGACGCAGGCCACCACGUAUCCGACUUUCUCUACUACUGCUCCCUCGCCGAAGCCAAACGCGCCGCACAACGACCAGAAAAACCAAAGCAGACAAAAGUCCUCUUCAUGCACUGUCCGCCCGUCGGAAACCCACUUACGACCGACCAAGUCAUCACCGCCGUGAAAAAGAUCGUAGAAUGGGUCGCGAAGGAGGAGAUUCUCAGUCCUGAUCCUCCCGAGCCGCCGAGAGUCGAGUUUGUGGUGAGAGAGGGCGGAAGGAGGGAUGGCGGCACUGGUGGUGGCGGUCCUCCUGGUUCUGGUGGUCCACCACCACCGCCUGCGGGAGGUGGGCCGUCGCAUUCUUGA
Stereum hirsutum FP-91666 SS1 is the source of this 945-nucleotide messenger RNA. RefSeq names its product peptidase C15 pyroglutamyl peptidase I-like protein. Gene Ontology annotation, biological process: proteolysis. Bases 1 to 945 code for a protein of 314 amino acids. NCBI's taxonomy places the organism in Eukaryota, Fungi, Basidiomycota, Agaricomycetes, Russulales, Stereaceae. The record is from RefSeq and is a predicted model, not a curated record. The transcript has 5 exons.